GGUUGUGGAUUUAUCACUAUUGGAUCAAGCACAUCGAACUGUAUUAUUCAAUACCCCUGAAGUGCAGCCCUACAUGCAGGAACAUAUGAUGCACCUGCAAUUAGGGGAUGCAGAUUGUUCUGAAACAGAGCAUUUCCUUACGUUCACUAAGUGGUUUCAACAAAAGGAUCACAUAACCAGUUAUGUCUGCUGCUGAAGAAGAUCUGAAUGACUGGGAAACUGAGGAGGAAGAAGAUAAGUAUGUUGCGAGACCGUGUAGGAGACAAAAGACAAAGAAGAAACUUUUGCUCAAGAAGGCUAGUGAUGACAAAGUGAUUGUCCAGGCAAAUGAGUUUGGUGUUCUUUCAGGUGAUGGCUGGACUGAGUUGGCCAAUUAUAUAGGAGUUGUAGUUAGAGAUAAUGUGUCGAUACUAUUUGAUGAUUGGAGACUAGUAAAAGAUCAACAGAAAGAGAAGCUAUGGAAGCAUAUUAAGAAAUUGUUUGUCGUGAGUCCUAAGGGUAAGAAGCAAGUUUUGAGUACAAUGGGAGUAGCUUUGAGGAAUUUCAGGUCUACCUUAAGGAAUGAAUUCAUCUUCCCGCACAAGGACAAUUUGAAGAUGUUGCGCUUACCUCCAAAAGAGUACGAGC
Messenger RNA from Cuscuta epithymum, 627 nucleotides. NCBI's taxonomy places the organism in Eukaryota, Viridiplantae, Streptophyta, Magnoliopsida, Solanales, Convolvulaceae. The record is from the annotation of a GenBank genome assembly.